Messenger RNA from Paramecium pentaurelia, 932 nucleotides. The record is from the annotation of a GenBank genome assembly. NCBI's taxonomy places the organism in Eukaryota, Ciliophora, Oligohymenophorea, Peniculida, Parameciidae.
AUGAAAUCUGUAUCAGCUCCUAAAUAUAAUUAUUACAUAAGUUUGAAUAACAGCUUUAGCACUCCUGAUACGAAAAUAAAUAAAGUAUGCGUAUGAAUUAUAUAAGAGUAGGUAAAAUACUUAAUCAACUUUGAAGCUUAGUGGAGAAAUGAUGUCAGUUUAAAGUUAUUUAUAUGAGUAAGCUCAUUUAAAGGAAGAAGCUUCAAAGAAAGAGAUUCUUAGGUAAAUCAGAGAUGUGAUUGAUAAUCUUGAGAAAAAUAAAAGCUUUAAGUAGUUAAAUUAAUAACUCUCAAAAUUGAUAAUAGGAUUAAGAACAUGCAUUAAUUAAUAAGAAGUGUCAAGCUACAUAAUUUAAUUAAUCUAAAUAAUUAGAGAAAUCACCAAUAAACAUUAACACCAAAAAUAAAUUAUGCAUGAUAAGGAUAAAGCAAAUUUGAUGUAAAAAAUUCAUGAAUUAGAAUAGCAAGCCAAAGAAAAUCAAUUUUAAAUGAGUAUGUAUAUAUAUAUUAAGAUUAGAAUUACAGAUACAAAAUAAAGAAGCAGAGGAGAGGAAAAAACAUUAUGAAGUUCAAUUAGAGUAAAUAAAACAGAUAAAAAAUUAAAACCAAAUUUAACCUAAAAAAUAGUAAACAAAUACAAAAGAAAAAAUGGAAUUAAAAAACUAAAUCAUAUUGAUGUAAACUAAAAUUUAAACACUUUCUGAGAAAGAGAAAAAAUUAAUUUCAUUAGUAAAAGCAGUAAAGUCAAGAGGGAUUGAUGUUGAGCAUAUAUUUAAAAAUCUCAAUUAGGUUUCAAGCAGAAAUAGUAAAAUAACAAAUCAAGAGGAUAAAGAAGAGUUUUUUAAUAGUUCAAAUACUGAUUUUGCAGAUAUAUCUUAAUUUGAUAUUGGUUAAAGUAGUAUUAAAAGGAACUAAAAAUUUUUAUUAGAUUGA